Molecule: messenger RNA, 2845 nt
Organism: Larimichthys crocea (large yellow croaker)
Lineage: Eukaryota; Metazoa; Chordata; Actinopteri; Sciaenidae
Product: sorting nexin-1
Exons: 15
Coding region: 68-1651 (527 amino acids)
Biological process (GO): early endosome to Golgi transport; intracellular protein transport
Cellular component (GO): endosome membrane; endosome
Molecular function (GO): phosphatidylinositol binding
Source: RefSeq, a predicted model, not a curated record
GCCCUCACGCCUCGCGCCUCCGUCCACAUCCGCCUACGUCAGCGUCUCUCCCACAGCAACACGGAACAUGGCGGCCAUCUCGGAUCGUCUCGCUCCUUUCCCCGCAGCUGAGGAGCCCGGAGCCGGAGCGCCCGACACGGCAGACGGAGACAGCGACGAGGGGGAGGACAUCUUCGUCUGUAAGAGUAACCCUGUGGCUGCUGUGAGUCGAGGAGUUUCUCAGCCGGAGCCUCCAGAUCUCUUCAGUGAGGAGGAUGAUGAGGAGGAAGAGGAGGAGGCCGGUGCCAACACACCUGCCAAAUCCAACGGGGUUCACUCUGAUGAUGACAACGACCUGUUUGCUGAGGCGCACGUGGAGCUGAGCACAGACAAGCCCGGCAACUCUGAUCGGAAGGAGCUCUCCACCUCCUCCUCUGGCCUCCGUCCUGCCUCCUCGUUCACUCAGAGCCAUGCAGCCAUGCAGCCCACCUCCUUAGAGCAGCUGGAGGACGAAGAAGCCAAGGAUAGUUUUGAUGUGGAUGUCGCCGUCACCAACCCUGAGAAAGUCGGAGACGGCAUGAAUGCAUAUGUGGCCUACAAAGUGUCCACCAGGACGUCCUUGCCCAUGUUCAGGAGUAAAGCCUUCACUGUGAGGAGGCGUUAUAGUGACUUCCUGGGUCUUUAUGAGAAGCUGUCCGUCAAGCAGUCGCUCCAAGGCUGCAUCAUCCCACCACCGCCUGAGAAAAGCGUCGUAGGAAUGACAAAAGUGAAAGUGGGAAUGGACGACCCGUCUUCGGUAGAGUUUGUAGAGAGAAGAAGAGCGGCUCUGGAGAGGUAUCUUCAGAGGGUAGUGUGUCACCCGUCGUUACUACAAGAUCCCGAUGUCCGUGAGUUCUUGGAGAGAGAAGAAUUACCCAGAGCAGUGAGCACCCAGACACUGAGCGGAGCUGGCUUCCUCAAAAUGAUCAAUAGGGCAUCAGAUGCUGUCAACAAGAUGACCAUCAAGAUGAAUGAGUCUGACACUUGGUUUGAGGACAAGUUCCAGGAGGUGGAGAACGAGGAGCAGCAGCUGAGGAAGCUACACGCUUUGGUCGACUCCCUGGUCAAUCACAGGAAGGAGCUGUGUGGGAACACGGCAGUAUUUGCCAAAAGUAUGGCCAUGUUGGGAAACUCUGAGGACAACACGGCCCUGUCCCGGGCUUUAUCCCAGCUGGCAGAGGUGGAGGACAAGAUGGAGCAGCUGCAUCAGGAGCAGGCAGCCAGUGACUUCUUCAUCUUUGAGGAGCUGCUGGCUGACUAUAUCCGCCUACUAGGUGCUAUGCGGGGGUGUUUUGACCAGCGUAUCCGGGCGUGGCAGCGAUGGCAGGAGGCUCAGGGCACGCUCCAGAAGAAGAGGGAGGCCGAGGCCAAGCUGCUGUGGGCCAACAAGCCCGACAAACUGCAGCAGGCCAAAGACGAGAUCACUGAGUGGGAGUCGAGGGUUACUCAGUACGAGAGAGAAUUCGACAGGGUCGGAAUGACUGUACGUAAGGAGGUUCUCAGGUUUGAGAAAGAAAAAGCCAAGGACUUCAAGAGCCAGAUAAUCAAAUAUUUGGAAGCAAUGCUGCAGUCUCAACAACGGCUUAUAAAGUUUUGGGAGGCGUUCCUGCCUGAGGCAAAGGCGAUAGCUUAAUGAAGAGGGAGACUUUUUAAAGACCCCAACUGCCUUUUUUUGAACACUUUACCUCUUGACCAGGAACUGAGAGGACAAUUUUAAAACACACAAGGAACUUCCAUCCAUUUUUUUUUGUCUUUUUAAUCAUAGUGUUAUUCUCUUAUCUUGUACAGUUAUUUGAUAUAAUAAGCUGCCGCAUUUACACAACAGCAUUUCUUUGGCAUAAUUUUUUGUUUGUUUUUGACUUACAAAGAUGGUUUGAAGCAGGAAUCCAACAGAGAUUAACCUGGCCGUAGUUUAUGUAAAACUCACUGUUUUGUCAGCGGGGUUAUAUUUUUAUGUUUCUUGCUUAAACUAGUAUAUUGAAGUGUUAACACCAAGGUACUGCCCUAUAGUAACAUUGUCUAUAGUUUACAUUAGAGGAUAGACGUAUGUAAAUCAUUCCAGUCUCUAACAAGUUAUGUCGAUGGAUGCAUGUUGGAUGUUUUGAUGCACUAAAAUGAAUUGUACAGUUGGAAAAACUGUUUGUUUUUUUUUUGUUUCUUUUUUAAAAUAUUAAAUACCACUAUUGAUGACUGAGGUCAUAUACCAGGAGUAUUAGCACAUUGUUACAGUGUAUCACAAUAAAUAUUAGAUCAUAGAAAUCAUAUUAAAAUUCAGAUUUGACAAGGUUACAUGCUUGUCAGCGUUGUUAUAAAACAAUAACAGAUGUGUAAGGUUACAGUGAGUGCAACUCUGAAAAAUGCAAUCACUGCUUUGUUGGUAUUUUCUACAACGAUGUAUUUGCUAGAGUCAUUCUUGUUAUAUUAAUCCAUUUCUUCCAUAACCAUUUGAAGUGUUUAGAUUUCUUGUGUCAGAGAUUGAGGCCCAGAGGAACUCAUUUGAAAGUGCUGCAGAGAUUCGUUACUGCCCAUAUGUACACAUGUACAGUACUUGAAUUGAAUCAUACAACUAAUGUCUGAUAUUAUUAGUAACCAUAUGUUUUUUUUUUCUUUGAUAAAUUGGUUUAAUGAUAACAUGAAGGCACAGACAUUCAAGUGAUACUGUCCUUAUUUUCUUAUUCGGCAUUUGUAAGUGUAGUUAUACCGUCAUGUCAUAUUUACGUCAGAAUGUGCUUUAUUUUUGUAACCACUUUGCAUUAGCACACACAUUUUCCUGGAAAUGCUAAACAGGUAGAUGUACAAAAUAAAUAUAAUUGGUUAAGCUUUGGCA